This is a messenger RNA of Polyodon spathula (Mississippi paddlefish), 3472 nucleotides long. Its product is annotated as C-Maf-inducing protein-like. Gene Ontology annotation, cellular component: cytosol; nucleoplasm. The coding region runs from base 430 to 2793 and encodes 787 amino acids. The transcript is spliced from 21 exons. The record is from RefSeq and is a predicted model, not a curated record. Lineage: Eukaryota; Metazoa; Chordata; Actinopteri; Acipenseriformes; Polyodontidae.
UCUUUCACCAACUGCCUCUUUCUACCAAGGGAAAAAAAAAAAAAAAGAAACAAAAAAAAAAAAACCCCUUCCGAUCAGGCAUUAAGAGGAAACACGAACAUAGUCUUUGUCUUGUUUUUAUUGGAUCUAUCAAUUGCAACCUCGUAUUAUGGAUAAUAAUAUGGCCUUUGAAAAGUAAAUAUUGGUGGACCCAAAAAAUCACCGGGAGGUGAACAAUUUAAUGGGGAUCUAUUGAGAGUGGACUCGGAUUGUCCUUUUUCGUCACCCCUCUGGUUUCCUCGGUUUCUCCGUGUCCACUCUCUCUUUGUCUCUUUCCCCUAUCCCCAUUGUUUCUCUUCGAACGGCGUUCUUUUUUUUAUUAUUUUAUUUAUUUAUUUUUUUUUGAUCCUGGAUUAAUAUAACACGGCAAGGAACCCGGUGCUUGCUGUUAUGGAUUUCAAUAGUAGCACGGGUGGAGGCGGCGAUCUCCACAAUAACCAGCACCAGCUCCAGACAGACGAAAGCAAGCCCUUGCUGGGUGAGGUGUCUAAUUCUGGACCACCGGACGGGAAUAAAAUGGGAGCAGCUCUGUGUCGGAGAGCCUUGCUCCACUGCAACGGGAUGAGGUAUAAAUUACUUCAGGAAGGGGACAUACAGGUUUGUGUCAUCCGACACCCCAGGACCUUUCUCAGCAAGAUCCUCAGUUCCAAAUUCUUGAGGAGAAGGGAACCCCACCACUUGACCCUGACAGAUAAGAGUCUGGCAUCUGCUACUCCGAUUGGUUACAUGGAAAACGCCAUCUCUUACAGCGCCAUAGAGGACGUUCAGCUGCUGUCCUGGGAAAACGCGCCCAAAUACUGUGUACAGAUCACUAUCCCUGGAGGGACUGUACUGCUGCAGGCUGCCAACAGUUAUCUCCGUGAUCAAUGGUUUCACUCACUGCAGUGGAAGAAUAAGAUCUACAAGUACAAGAAGGUUCUGAGUAACCCGAGUCGCUGGGAGGUGGUUCUGAAAGAGAUCCGGACCCUGGUGGACAUGGCGCUGUCCUCUCCUCUGCAGGAUGACUCUAUCCACCAGGCUCCCCUGGAGAUCGUCUCCAAACUGCUCUCAGAAAAUACAAAUCUAAGUACACUGGAACAUGAAAACAUUAUAGAGGCAAUUGCACCCUUGCUGGAAAACAACCACCCACCUCCAGACCUCUGUGAAUUCUUCUGCAAGCAUUGCAGGGAACGCCCCAGGUCUAUGGUGGUGAUAGAAGUGUUCACACCUGUGGUGCAAAGAAUCCUCAAACACAAUAUGGAUUUUGGAAAAUGCCCUCGGUUGCGGCUCUUUACUCAGGAAUACAUACUGGCACUGAACGAGUUAAAUGGUGGAAUGGAGGUGGUGAAAAAGUUUAUUCAGAGCAUGCACGGGCCAACUGGACAAUGUCCUCAUCCCAGGGUCCUGCCAAACCUUGUGGCCGUCUGCUUAGCUGCCAUUUAUUCCUGCUACGAAGAAUUUAUCAACAGCCGAGACAACUCUCCCAGUCUCAAAGAGAUUCGGAACGGGUGCCAACAGCAGUGCGAGCGCAAACCCAACCUGCCACUGCGCCUUAUGAGGACCAGCCCUGACCUGGUGUCCCAGGAGGUCACCUCGCCUGUGGAGACCCGCAUCAAGAUUGUCAACUCAAGCGAGAUCCACGUCGACCUGGAGCGCAACAACAUGGCCAAUCAGAAGCUGAAGGGGCCGACGGGGAGCAGCGAGAGCGUGCCCAGCCUGAUUGACUGCCUGCUGGUGAGCCCGGCCUGCAGCACCAUGAGCAUCGAGCUGAGCCCCCAGGCCGACCGCGUGCUUGUCUGCUACGUCGAGAUCCUCAAGAUGCUGUCAGACUAUGAUGACUGGAGACCAGCCUUGGCCAGCCUGCUGCAGCCUAUUCCCUUUCCUAAAGAGGCUCUCGCACAUGAAAAAUUCACAAAAGAAUUGAAGUAUGUUAUUCAGAGUUUUGCCGAGGAUCCCAGACAGGAGGUCCACUCGUGCUUGCUGAGUGUCCGUGCUGGCAAAGACGGCUGGUUCCAGCUCUACAGCCCCGGGGGAGUGGCGUGUGAUGAUGAUGGGGAGCUCUUUGCCAGUAUGGUACGUGUCUGCAAUAAUGUUCACAUUUUGAUGGGUUCCUGCUACAAGACAAAGAAGUUCCUGCUUUCGUUGGCUGAGAACAAGCUGGGACCCUGCAUGCUCCUGGCAUUGAGGGGCAGCCAGACCAUGGUGGAGAUCCUGUGCUUGAUGCUGGAAUACAACAUCAUUGAGAACAAUGACACGCAGCUGCAGAUCAUCUCAACACUGGAGAGCACAGAGGUGGGGAAGAGGAUGUACGAGCAGCUGUGCGACCGCCAGAGAGAGCUCAAGGAGCUGCAAAGAAAGGGUGGUCCCACAAGGCUUACUCUGCCAUCCAAGUCAACAGACGCGGACCUGGCUCGCCUGCUGAGCUCCGGAUCCUUUGGUAACCUGGAGAACCUCAGCCUGGCCUUCACCAAUGUCACCAGUGCCUGUGCGGAGCAGCUUAUCAAGCUGCCCUCACUCAAACAGCUCAACCUGUGGUCAACCCAGUUUGGAGAUGGUGGAUUGCGGCUCCUCUCCGAGCACCUUACUUCUCUGCAAGUUCUCAACCUGUGUGAGACCCCAGUCACUGACGCUGGACUUCUUGCGCUAAGCUCUAUGAAAAGCUUGUGUAGCCUCAACAUGAACAGUACUAAACUGUCUGCUGACACAUACGAAGAUCUCAAGGCCAAGUUGCCUAACCUCAAGGAAGUGGAUGUUCGUUAUACUGAAGCCUGGUGAACUUUCUGUUGAGAUGAUGAAAGAAAAAUAAAUCUCGAAAACAAAACCUCUUUUUAGUGAGAUCUGUUCAGCUCAUCUUUUUGGGUACUGUGAAAGAAGCGCCCUCUGCCCAGCGUCCCCUUCAUUCCAUGACCCAUGUUGUGACUGCCGUCCUAGAUCGGCACAAAUAGGCUUUGCGAUUUGAAACAGUGAAAGACUUAUUAGCGGUUGGCGGACCAUGUGACGAAAAAGAUAAAAACAACGGAACUGUGGAUUUUAAUUGCCUUUGUGUUUUAAUGAUGCUGUAUGUAUGAAUUUUUUGCCGAUUUGAAACAGACUAUUAUUUUUUCUUCAGAUGACUCUGCUUUCUUUUUUUUUGCUUUCUUGAAACAAAGACAAAUCUGUAGAGAAUGCCAUUGGAAAGAAAAAGACCAUCCAAUAACCCGAAUGCUAGCCUCCGUUUUUUGUUUGCUUUGUUUGUUUUUUGUACAUAACACAUAUUUGAGAGAAUUAUUCACAAUGAUCAGGUCUGGGACCUGAAUUUUAUUUAUAAAUGGUUUAAUUCUUUUAAUUCCGUUUGUGUUUGUUUGUUGGCUAUAUAGUACUGUAAAAACUAGCUUGCAGGUAUCCUAACUAAUUUGUUUACUCUAUUGAAACGUAUGCCCACAGCAACUGCUACACACACACACACACACACACA